Molecule: messenger RNA, 452 nt
Organism: Leptomonas pyrrhocoris
Lineage: Eukaryota; Euglenozoa; Kinetoplastea; Trypanosomatida; Trypanosomatidae
Exons: 1
Coding region: 162-452 (96 amino acids)
Source: RefSeq, a predicted model, not a curated record
AGGUGGGUGGGUGGGUGAAGAACGCAGCUUGCUGUGCGGUCGUUAGCAAAUGCUAUAGAUCCUCUCGCCCGCGUCUCUACCUCGCGAAGGUUUUUGUUUUCUCCUCCUCCUCUUCCUCUCUCUCUCUCUCUGAUCCUUUCUCUCACCGUAGACGAACAGACAUGAGCCGGCACUUCAUCAAAACGGAGGAGAUGGAGCGCACGACGCGGCUGUCCUACCUCCUGUCCCCUUCGCGCCCUAUGUCGCCAGGAGAGGCGCGCUUUCGCUAUCACGGGUACUUCCGCGGAGCUGCGGUGGUGGGGUUUCUGCUGUACUUCGUCUACUGCAACCCCGAGUACAGUUACACGUACACGGCGCUGCGAGCCCAAGUGGGGUGGGACAAGGAACCGCCGAUGUUCCCGCAGUACCUCAAGGUGGUGCCUUCGCCGUCUGCGCCGCCAAGGCUGUUGUGA